Molecule: messenger RNA, 1125 nt
Organism: Eruca vesicaria subsp. sativa (arugula)
Lineage: Eukaryota; Viridiplantae; Streptophyta; Magnoliopsida; Brassicales; Brassicaceae
Source: the annotation of a GenBank genome assembly
UUCAUGUCCUUAAGGACCAUAACAUCUCUCUCUCUCCAUAGCAACAAAAACAAAGAAGACAGAGAGAGAAAGAAACUAUGGCUCACAUAAAUAUAUAACAGAGACAGUAGUCCCACUUCCCCCACCACAACCCAUCUUCGAUCAUCAUCAAUGGAUCCGGAUCAUAACGAGAAUCAUCAUCAUCAUCAUCACAGACCAAACUUCCCUCUCCAGCUUCUUGAUUCUUCUUCCUCCUCUUCCACUUCCUUAGCCAUCAUCCCAUCAGCUUCUUCCUCCGAACCUAACUCCGACCCUAACGCUCUCUCCAAGAAACCACCUCCCAAGCGAACCUCAACAAAGGACAGACACACCAAAGUCGAAGGCCGAGGCCGUAGGAUCCGCAUGCCUGCCAUGUGCGCCGCACGUGUCUUUCAGCUCACACGUGAGCUAGGUCAUAAAUCCGACGGUGAAACCAUCGAGUGGCUUCUACAGCAAGCUGAACCGGCGGUUAUAGCCGCUACGGGGACUGGAACCAUACCGGCUAACUUCACUUCUCUUAAUAUCUCACUUCGUAGCUCAAGAUCUUCCCGCUCCGCUGCUCAUCUUCGUACAACUCCGAGCAGCUAUUACUUUCAUUCGCCUACGAUGGCUCAGCAUCAUCAGCAUCAGGUGCGUCCCAAGAACGAGUCACAUUCUUCUUCUUCUUCUCAACAGCUCUUAGAUCAAAGCCAAAUGGGAAACUAUUUAGUUCAAUCAACGGCUGGAUCUUUACCUACGAGUCAAACUCCUGCCACGGCGCCGUUUUGGAGCAGUGGUGAUAAUAAUACGCAGAACCUAUGGGCUUUUAAUAUCAACCCUCAUCAUUCCGCUGACGUUUACAACACGAAUAGUGGUGGUGGUAGCGGAGGAGGAGGAGGAGGAGCAGGAGUACAUCUCAUGAACUUUGCAGCUCCUAUUGCUUUGUUUUCCGGACAGCCUUUGGCGUCUGGUUACGGAGGUGGAGGUGGAGAACAUAGCCAUUAUGGAGUUUUAGCGGCGUUGAAUGGUGCAUACCGGCCGGUUCAGGAGACGGCGAACCAGCAAAACCGAGAGGGAGAUCAUCAUCACAGCCAUCAAGAAGAUGGAAGCACAAGUCAUCAUUCCUAG